AUUGCAUCGGCGGUACUAUUCCUAAAAGUUAAAAAAAAAUAACCACCUCUAAUUGCGACGAACGAGUAAACUGGUAAUUUAAAAAACGAAUCGACCCUUAGCGUCAAACAUUCCGUCAAAAUUUACGUUAAAAAAGCAUCACUUCAUAUCGAAUUCAAUUACAAUCGAAACGAUGAAUCCAAACUACUACAAGAGAUUCGACCACUACAAGAAGAACGCGCCGUUCGUGUACCAGCAAAAUUUCCAAAUAUCCCAAGAUUCCGAUCGAAUGGUCAUCAACAAGACGCCCAGACGCGAGCCGAAAAUCGUCAACAUAAACAGUCUCAAGAAAUUCGAAUUGCUCGAAAACCGAGUCAAGAAAUACCUGUCGGAUUUCGUCAAGACCACGGAGAAACAGGCCGACAACGAACCGUCCGAUUCGGAUGAAAAUUCCAGCGAGCCCGAACAGAGCACGUCGAAUGCCGGGUGGAAAAACGAUCCCAUCGUGGCUUACCCCGCUAAAAUCGUCGAAGAACAACCGCCGAUCAUCAUGAAAAAAACGAUACCGUACGAAGUAGAGAAAAUCCACGACAUGCUCCCGACGAAUUUGGAAAAGAAAAUCAACGACAUCGAAGAGAAAACCAAAAACAUCCAAAAGUACAAUCAAAUCCUGGAGGAGCGCUACAAGAAGACCAAUGCCGACGAUAGCGACAAGUACGUACCGAAAACCAAACGAUCGAUUCUCGAAGAGGUGAAAAACUUGGAAUCCAUCAUGGAGAAGAAAUUCAACGACGGACAAGCGAAGGAGAACAACGCCGACUAUCAACAGUGCCACUUUAUACUGCAAGAAUGCAUCGAUAUGCUCAACGGCACCAUUAAAGAGGAGAAAAACGAUAACAUGAAACUAAUAGAAGUGCCGUACUCGAAAAAGAAAGACUUAACCGAACCCAAGCAAUUCAAAAACUUCCAAGAUCUAUCAGACGACGAAUUCUUCAGGCAAUACAAUCUCAACCUAUACGAUGACGAUGAACUAGAAGCAGACGAUAACGAUGAUGAGAAAGAAGUAGUCAAAGGUUUGAAUUACGAAGAAUACGCCGAGCAAGAGGAAGACGUCGACCGCGAAAUGGCCCGACUGGGUCUACACCCGAUGAAAAAUGUAGCAUCGGAAGACGACGGUCUGCCCGGUAUGCCGCAGAGGGCCUACAAAAACGUAUCUCUAAUGGACGCAGACGAAAUUGAUGCGACCAAAACGUUCAAAUGCGACAAAGAGAAACUGUUCCAGAUCAAAGACGAAUUGGCGCACCUCGAGCAAAACAACAUGCAAUUCCUGAGCACUCUAACCAACCUAAAAUCCACCCUGAAAAUGAAGAAUCUAGAAGAGGACGACGUGAACGGGUACGAAUUCGCCGAAGACAUCAGCAAGAUGAACAAAUUCACGAAGGACUUCGAGGAAAGCGAAAAACUCGUCGACAGAUUGAUACGAAAGAUCAACAAGCAUACCAGAUACAACAUUUAAUAUGUCGUUAUAGAACUCUUACCUGUAGGAAUACCUCCUACGGUU
Phyllotreta striolata is the source of this 1540-nucleotide messenger RNA. The record is from the annotation of a GenBank genome assembly. Lineage: Eukaryota; Metazoa; Arthropoda; Insecta; Coleoptera; Chrysomelidae.